AUGAAUGUUUCUCUGGAAAAGUCCUUUUCGGAGCCGGACAUACAUUUGACUCCUACAAAUUUCCUUAUGACCCGUAGAAAGAGAUCACGAGAGGAAGAUAUUAUUGGUAUGUCAGAUCUUACAGCUUUCAAGGAUGAAAUGAUGAAGUCGAUGGCUGCUCUUUUUGCUAAUUCUGAUGCAAAAAUUAGCCAAAUGCUAUCAAGCUUCAAGGAGGUACAAGAAACAAAUCAAGGAAUUUUGGAGUCUAUCAAUUUUCUUACGGAACAAAAUAAACAGUUGAACGCUAAAAUCGAUUCUUUAGAAUUACAAAGAAGGAAGGACAGUGAAUAUAUUACUCUACUUGAAAAUAGAAUUGAGGAUCAGCAGAUGUUAAGUCGCAAACAAAACUUUGAGCUGAAAAAUGUACCUCGAAAAGAGAGUGAAACAAGGGAAGAUCUUGUAGACAUGGUAAUCCACCUAUCAAAAACCGUAGGUUGUGAAAUCUCAAGGAGAGAUAUUACUGAUAUUUACAGAGUUCGUGGCAAAAAGGAUGGAUUGAAGAACACCCCUAUUGUGGUUGAAACUUCUUCUAGUUUUGUUAAGAUAGAUCUCAUGAAAAUGUCUAAAAUGUAUAAUGUUAAAAACAAAACAAAGCUUAUGGCAAAACAUUUAGGUUUCCAUAGGAACGAGGAUGUACCGAUCUAUAUAUCCGAAAAUCUAACAAGUAAAGGAGCUCGCUUGCACUAUUUGGCUCGGGAUCUCGUCAAAAGUAAAAAAUACAAAUUUUGUUGGACGGCCUAUGGGAAAGUAUAUAUUAGACGGGACGAAAACUCGCCAAUCAUUACUCUCAAGUCAGAAGCUCAAUGCAACCAACUUAUGAAUGCUUCUUGA
Molecule: messenger RNA, 870 nt
Organism: Galleria mellonella (greater wax moth)
Lineage: Eukaryota; Metazoa; Arthropoda; Insecta; Lepidoptera; Pyralidae
Exons: 1
Coding region: 1-870 (289 amino acids)
Source: RefSeq, a predicted model, not a curated record